Molecule: messenger RNA, 681 nt
Organism: Arachis ipaensis
Lineage: Eukaryota; Viridiplantae; Streptophyta; Magnoliopsida; Fabales; Fabaceae
Source: RefSeq, a predicted model, not a curated record
CUAGCUGCUUCUUCUGCAGAAAAAAUGGCGUUAACUUCUAGAAAAUCAAGAGCACCAGUGUUCCGAUCUCUCUCACCAUCUCCUAUAUUCUGCAACAAUUCCCACUCUCCAUCACCUUCUUAUUCUUCCUCUGGAUUGCUUCCUCCAGUUCCAGUUUCACCUCUCGCUCCACCACCUUCUUUCACACAUGCCAACUUAUGCAGUCCCUCCUCCGCGCCGGCCUCGUCCGUUCGGUUCUCCCUUGACCAGUCGAUUUCAACAAACCGUUCUAUUUCAGUGGCGCCUCGAACCGGUGCUCUGACGACCGUAAAGAGGCAGGGCCAGCAGAAGCGGACCUGCAUGUGUUCUCCCACUACGCACCCUGGCUCCUUCCGGUGCAGCCUCCACAAAGGAUUCUCCGCCUCAUCGCAUGCCGCGGCGGCACCGUACUCGCCGAACUGUCUCAACGUGCGUAGAUUUGCCAUGACGAACUCGCUCGUUAGGAUUCGAGGCGUGGAAGGAGAUCUCGUCCGGUCGCUGGAUUUCGCUGCUGCUCCUCUGAGCUCGGCGGAGGUGCUCGAUGACAGUGGAUUUUGGUUCAAGGCAAGAACAGGGGAUGGCUGUGAUGGCGGUUUUGGGUGGUUCGCCGGCUUCUGCUUCUGCUUCCAUUCUGUUGUUGAUUUCUGAUUAUUGUUGCUUUUG